AGUACUACUUCGUCGUUUCGCUUGGAGUCAUAUUUGAAGCUAAAUUACUCCAAAAAUUGAGUUUCAAAGUUUUAAUAUUUUUAGGCUCACUUUGAGUGUUAGAUAGAGUGCCACAUUCAUUAGAAAAACAAUGGACUGGCAUUGGAUUUAUUUACUGUGCGUCAUAUUUUGUGUUUGCGCGGAUCAAUAUCGAAUAUAUUUCAAUCCUUGUCCUCAUCUGUUUCAAUAUCGCCGUGAGGGUUUUGAAUGGAUUGGUGUAGCGCAAGUUGAUAGUGUACCAUUAGGAAUAGCAAUGCAAUUUGACGUUAUUCUAUCACUUCCAGCAAAAUUACCACUAGUCCGUCAUCCAUCGAAUCCGUCCAUCCAGCUGCACUAUUUGGGAGCUGUAGAACUUUACGCAUCAAGAGAGGAUACGAUUCAACAAAUUCGAUUCAAUCAAAGCGUCCGAUAUAAAAUUCGUUUUCCAUCGCAAAUUCCAUUACCAGGACUAGUGCGACUAUCAGUCAAUGGAGCUGUGCUUUGUGCAAGACCACCCGUUUUAGUAAGUGGACCAUAUGUAACGCUGAUCAAACUUGAACACACCUUGUACACUGACGCGGCGGCCGGGAAUGACUUAAGUGGCUUUGUGGAUGACAUAAACUCGCAGGGCUCUGUACUUACACACAGUAAAGAUGACAAUUACAGGACUGAAUUUUACACAUCACAGCCUAAACCAUUGCAAGAGUCGAAAACACACACUCUUCCACAUACAUUAUCGUAUCAACAUUCAACUGACCCUACACCAUCACACGAGUCCCAAACUCAUCUUCCACAAACAUUAACGUUUCAACAUUCAACAGUUACUGGGUUACAACAUGAAUGUGGAACAACGCACGCCAAAAGCAACUUUAGACACUUGGUCGUUGGUGGCGAGGCAGUGAAACGUGGUGCAUGGCCGUGGCUGGUAGCUGUUUAUUUAAAUGGAGCGAGAGGCUCAUCAUUCAAUUGUGGCGGUAUUUUGAUCUCAGCAGGAAUUGUUGUAACAGCUGCUCAUUGCCUGCGAAUGUCCGAACGAACAUACCAACCGCAUGAGGUAGUGCUGUACUUGGGACGACACAGCAUUGUCGAUCCCAUUGAUGCAGCGGUCAAGACGGUACACGUGAAAAAAAUAAUUAUUCAUGCUGACUACAUGACGAAUGGAACAUCUUAUGAUGCGGACAUUGCUGUUGUUGUAAUGCAAGAACGAAUACAUUUUACCGAAUUGAUAAGACCGAUCUGUUUGUGGGAUGGUGAUGAUAGUAUAGGCAGCGUCGAAGGGCAAUUGGGUACAGUAGUGGGAUGGGGAAGAGAUGAAGUUGGAAAUAUUUUGACUGCUGAGCCCAAAAAAAUUACUAUUCCGAUAGUGUCUGAAGCAGAAUGCUUACGAUCUAGUGACACUUACAGAUACAUUACAUCGCAGAGAACAUUUUGUGCAGGUGAUCGUGAUGGAACAGGCCCGUGUAAUGGUGAUUCUGGCAGCGGAUUGGCUUUCAAAAUAAACGGCAAAUGGAUGUUGCGUGGUAUUGUUUCGGCUGCCUUGGCUGAUCCCAUUUCAAGCACCUGUAACUUGGGCGAAUACGUCGUUUUUACCGAUGUUGCAAAAUUUGUCGGGUGGAUCAAGUCGUACAUGUAUUAGAUUUU
Bradysia coprophila is the source of this 1659-nucleotide messenger RNA. Its product is annotated as serine protease gd-like. Gene Ontology annotation, molecular function: serine-type endopeptidase activity. The record is from RefSeq and is a predicted model, not a curated record. Gene Ontology annotation, biological process: proteolysis. NCBI's taxonomy places the organism in Eukaryota, Metazoa, Arthropoda, Insecta, Diptera, Sciaridae.